Molecule: messenger RNA, 2106 nt
Organism: Rhododendron vialii
Lineage: Eukaryota; Viridiplantae; Streptophyta; Magnoliopsida; Ericales; Ericaceae
Exons: 1
Coding region: 643-1914 (423 amino acids)
Source: RefSeq, a predicted model, not a curated record
UCUAGAGUGGAACCAGUGUCUGUUGAUAGUGCAAAACAGGACAUUGGUGGACGAGUGGAUGUGAAUAGGCGUAUCAGACCCAGUGAAUGGCCUACUACCUUGGCAAGAUAUCAAAGGAAAGGAAAGAAAGGCCAAUCUUCAUGUGUACUGCCACCUUGCCAAUCACCAUCCCCUGCUUCAGUUCCAAACUCCUCAGUUGACUCAUCUGGUAAUGAAUCUUUUCCCAUUGAACCUCCUAUUAUUGAUUCUGAUAAUCUUCCUUUUGCUCUUCGGAAAGGUGUUAGGUCAUGUACUCAACAUCCCAUUUCUCAGUAUGUCUCUUAUGAUCAUUUAUCUUCUUCAUAUCAUGCCUUUGUUUCGUCUCUUUCUUCUAUAUCUAUUCCACAGAAUUGGCAGGAUGCAUUUAUGAUAUAUAAGUGGAAAUGAGCUAUGGUAGAGGAGAUGACAGCUUUGAAAAAGAAUGGCACUUGGGAGUUAGUAUCACUUCCAAGAGGAAAGAGAUCAGUGGGAUGUAAGUGGGUUUUCACUGUUAAAUAGAAUGCUGACGGUACAGUUGAGAGAUACAAGGCAAGACUGGUAGCCAGGGGUUUUACUCAAACCUAUGGCAUUGACUACGAGGAGACGUUUGCUCUAGUAGCGAAGAUGAACACUGUGCGGGCUUUGAUUUCGUGUGCUGCCAAUCUGAAUUGGCCUCUUCACCAAUUUGACGUAAAAAAUGCAUUCCUUCAUGGUGAGUUAGAGGAGGAGGUGUCUAUGGAUAUACCACCGGGGUUUUCUUCCUCAGAGACUGAGGGAAAGUUGUGCAGAUUGAAAAAGGCUUUUUAUGGGUUGAAGCAAUCACCUCGAGCGUGGUUUGACAGGUUUUCAAAAGCUAUGUUGAAGUUUGGUUACAAACAAAGCCAUGCAGAUCAUACUAUGUUCAUCAAAGGAGGUGCUGGUAAGAUCGUUGUCCUUAUUGUUUAUGUUGAUGAUAUGAUAAUGACAGGCAAUGAUGUGGAUGAGUUUGUUAAUCUCAAGUCCAGUCUCGCUCAAGAAUUUGAGAUUAAGGAUUUGGGACCACUAAGAUAUUUUCUUGGAAUGGAAGUGGCAAGGUCUGAUAAAGGUAUUUUUAUCUCUCAACGGAAGUAUAUACUUGAUCUUUUGGAAGAAACAGGUAUGUUGGGUUGUAGACCUGCAGAUUCUUCUAUUGAGGCGAAUCAUCAUCUUAGUGGAGAUGUGGGGGAGCGCACUGAUAAGGAGAGAUAUCAGCGACUUGUGGGUCGACUGAUAUACUUAGCGCACACCCGACCAGAUGUUACUUAUGCAGUAGGGGUUGUUAGCCAAUUUAUGCAUGAUCCUCGUACUUCACAUCUGGAUACAGUUUACCGUAUCUUGAGGUAUCUCAAGGCUGCUCCAGGGAGAGGAAUUUUGUUUUCUAAUCAUGGUCACCUACGAUUGGAGGCAUUUACUGUUGUCGACUGGGCUGGUUCCGUGGAUGAUAGACGUUCUACUUCUGGCUACUGUACUUUCCUUGGGGGAAAUUUGAUUACUUGGCAAAGUAAGAAGCAAUCAGUGGUUGCUAGGUCUAGUGCAGAAGCUGAGUAUAGAGCUAUGGCGCAUGGAGUUUGUGAGCUCUUAUGGCUCCAAACAGUGCUACAUGAUUUGAGAAUUUCUGAUAAUGAUCCUAUGAAACUUUACUGUGACAACAAAGCUGCCAUAAACAUUGCUCAUAAUCCUGUUCAACAUGACAGAACGAAGCACAUAGAGAUUGACAGACACUUCAUCAAGGAGAAGUUGAGCAAGGGGUUGAUAUGCAUGCCUUUUGUGAGAUCCAAAAAUCAAUUAGCUGAUAUAUUCACAAAAGGACUUGGUCGCAAAAGUUUCCACCCCAUUGUGUUCAAGUUAAGCUUGAUUGAUAUCUUCGCGCCAACUUGAGGGGGAGUGUUAGAUUAUUAUGGGUUAUUUGUAAUUAGUUUAUUAGUUGUUCUAUUAUGUAACUAGUUCAUUCUCUAGGACCAUAGUAUAAUUAGUCUAAUGUGUUGUAUAAAUACUUACGUUGUAUUCAGUUUAUGAAGAGAGAAAUAUAACCCUAAAUUUCUACGUCUCUCAAUUUUACGGUACUUGAAU